CUCAAGUAGAAGCUGAGCCCCAUGGCCGGCGAGGCCAUGGCUGGUAAGCGGAAGCAGCCGGGUUUUGCGCCUGCAGUCGUCAGGCGCAUCCAUGGGAAGACGCAGGUCGCAGCCACUGGAAGACGCAUCCGCGGCAAGACGAGGAUCGCCCGCAUCGCCCACAGCAAGGCGCACUUCGCCCAGAUGCGCAUCCACGGCAAGGGGGGCGAUCCCCGAAGGCGAUCAGAGUUUCAGCCGGUGAAUCCAUUUUCCGAGGACAAGAAGGGGCUGGCACAGCUGCCGGAGAUCUCGCGCGCCCGAAUGGCCAUGUCGCCCGCAGUCCUGGGCACCAUGCCUUGCCGGGAGCAGCAGCAGAGUGAGUUGUUCAACCACCUCAGCGCGGCGAUCCGCCAGGGAGGGUCCAAGAAGGUGCUAUACAUCUCCGGCAUGCCGGGCACCGGCAAAACCGCCUCCGUGCUGCAAGUGGAGGCCCAGUUGAAGCAGAAAUUCGCCUUCGUGCACAUCAACGCCAUGUGCCUAGGGAAGCCGUCUGCGGUCUUUGGCGAAGUUUGGCGGCAGCUGCGGGAAGCAGGCUUGGCCCAGGAGCGUUGCUCCGCCGCAGCUGCCGAGAAGCAGGUCGAAGGCUUUUUCCUCCACCGCGCAACCCAGCAGGUCGUGGUUCUUCUAAUCGACGAGCUGGACUGCUUGGCAACGCGAAACCAGGCCAUCCUUUACCGCAUCUUGAGCCUGAUCAUGCUGCCAAAGCCCCAUCUUGUGAUGGUGGCAAUUUCCAACAACAUCGAUUUGCCUGAGCGGCUUCUCCCCAAAGUCAGCACGCGGCUGGGUUUCGACCGUGUGGACUUUCGAACCUACACGCGAGACCAGAUCCAUGAGAUCCUCCGGAAACGCCUUGAGGUUUACAAGGCGCUGGACACCUUCACCAAUGACACACUCAAGUAUUGUGCUGCGCGUGUUGCUGGCCACUCGGGUGAUGUGAGGAAGGCGCUGCAGCUUUGCAAGCGGGCGCUGGAUGUGUGCAGGCAGCUGCCAGUGACGAUCCAAGAUCUGCGGGCGGCUGACCAAGACCUCCUGCAGGCCAACCCCUGUGUAAAGGCAGUGCAUGGCCUUAGCGCCUUGGAUGAGGCCACGGAUCGGGACAAGAUCUUCGAACUGCGAGCACGGUGCCUGCCCCAGGCCACGGAGCGGGACACGAGCUUCGGACGGCGAGCGCGGUGCCUGCCUCAGGCCACGGUUCGGGAGAAGACUUUCGGACCGCGAGCGCGGUGCCUGCCCCAGGCCACGGAUCGGGACGCGAUCUUCGGACGGCGAGCGCGGUGCCUGUCCCAGGCCACAGACCGGCGCAGGGCGCGCGUUGCGGCAGGCCACGGACCGGGGCAAGGCGCGUGUACCAGCAGAGUGUGCGUGUCCCAGGCCACGGAUCGGGACACGAUCUUCGCACUGCGAGCGCGGUGCCUGCCCCAGGCCACGGAUCGGGACAAGACCAUCGGUCCGCGAGCGCGGUGCCGGCCCCAGGGUACGGAACGGGGCAAGAUGGCGUUCUGUUGCGCGACCAAAAGGCAGCACUUGACGCAGUCCGUCGAAGAACGACUUCGGCCAAAGCAGCGAGACGCACAGGGUCGUGUGCUCGCUGCGACUGACGAGGAACACGCGCAGGAGUGGCAGUUAGUCGUGUACACGCGGUUUGACAGCGAGGACAUUCGACCUGAAGAAGCAGCUGUGAUGCUGGUUGAAGCCCAGCAGGAUCCACGGACUCGGAGGGAGCUGCGAAUGUUCAACCACGUGAGCAAUAUAGGCGUCGGCGUGCACUACGACGCCCUACUGCCGCGGGACGUGCUACAAGGGCUGCCUAACAUGUGUUCGCUGGAGGAGAUGCAGCCUGACAGCGAACUCGAUGCGGGCGCUGUGGCAGGUCUAGAGGCGGCGGCAGGCAGCAGGCAGACGGCAGAAGCUUCGGUGCCAGGCUGCGAGCCGGAGUGCGCGGGCGGUGACUGCGGAGUCGCAGCUCCGCAGCAGCCCCCCGAGGCGAAUGCAACGUCAGAUUUUGCCGGCGCAGACAUGGACGCAGCGUCGGACGACGGCGGGAGUUCGGCAAGCGAAGUGUCUUCAGCAGGUGUGGAGCUGCUAGCUGCGCAGAUGCGCAGCAAUCCAACGUUGCCCAGCUCGGGCACGGUUUCCGCGCAAGACAUGAUGUCGGAGUUUAUUCGCUUGCCUCUCUUUUCGUGUCCUUUCGCGGGCUGCGUGUUUGAGACGGACGACGAAGGCGUUUUCUUGCAGCAUGUGGAGGGCGCAGAAGGGCCUCACGCGAAAGCUGUAGCGGCAGUCAGCGCGCAGUAUGUGUCGCCGAUGUGUCAUGGCGACAUGGUCGCGGCGGCCGUGGCCCUGCUUGAGCGGCGCAAAGUACCGUGCGUCGGUGCGGCCGUGACGCGGCGCGUCCUGCGGCGGCUAGCGGAAGCGGCGUGCGACGCAGAGGUGCAGGCGCUGGUGUGCUUCGUGUGUGGGCAGGUGCACACGACCGCGCGAGGCGCGCAAGAAACACCGAUUGCCAUGGCGCUCGCCAACGAUCAUUUCUACGGGUACGUGCCGCGGAUGUUGCUGUCCGAGGAGGUAACGUGGCUUGAGGUCGCAGCUGCGUCAACGAUCUGGACGUCGAUGCUGGUGUACUACUUAGAAGCGCCGUUCGGCCACUUGCAGCUGGAACACAUGCGAGGCGAGGAAGAGCUGGCGAGAUUGGUGCACGUUCACAUAGUUGGGCACGACGCUGACGUAGUGGACAAUCUGCGAGGCGCAACCAUGCGCGUCGACGUCGUGUUGGCCUUGAUCAACUACUUGCGCUCUGCAGGCUUUCCCGGCUACGAGAGCGCAGACAACGGCGCAGAGGCGGUGGCUGCUCGUAUGGAGGAAGUGUAUGGUCGCAGGUACGGGAACGGCCCUUUUGUUCCGCAGGCUGUACGGGAAGCGACGCAGGCAGCGCGUCGGGAGAGGCUGCAAGGGGCCUCUUUGAUAGAAGACAAGGUCGCGGCGCCAGCGGAAAACGCGACGGACAUAGAUGCGAUGUGUGCGGCAAUGAGGCCGCUGACGUUCGUGGCAGAGAACUCGGGCCCGGGGAGCACGUCCGCGCACCGGGAACAUGCCCAAGUGCUAGGUUAUAGGCUCGAGGACGCGCGGGAGCAGUGGGAGCCGGCACGAGUGAGCUUGCUGGACUUGGUGAAGGGCCUGCCCAGGCGCAUCGAAGCGCAGUUCCGGCAACACUGGGCCUUUGUGCCCGGGUUAUGGAACUUGUAUUUUCGUGACAGGUUGAAUCGUCAGGUGAGUCUGCGCUUCAGUGCCACGGCAUCAUCCGGCGUGAUCCCAGCUGGGGCGGAAACAUCUGCGGCGCAGGCCGCAGCAGAUUUGUACGACAUGCUGCAGCACGGCCACUUCCGAACGGCCAGUGGGACACGGCAACGGAUUGCCGGGGAUGUCGCAAAGCUGCGAUUCGCUGAGCGCGCGACGUCGCAACAAAGACAACUGUUGGCGGACUAUCGCUUUCGCACACAACAGCUACCCGGGACGCAGGAGAUUCGGUCGCGGAUAGGGCGCAGCGGCUUCUGGACGUCGGUAGUGUACGGCAACGGCAUUUUCAUGACAGUGACGCCAGGCGAGCGACAAAACUAUUUGGCGGUGCGGUUGUCGCGGCUGCGGCAGUCAGACCCACAUGCGAGCGGCGUGGCGCAGUGGGUUGGACACGACUGCCCGUCGCUGGAGGCACAAGCUGACGACGUCUUCGAAGCGCAAGUUCCCGGCUAUGAUGCUCGCAAGCUCUUGCUCGCCCGGGAUCCGCUUGGCGCGGCGCUAGCGUUUGGCGUGCAGAUCCGGGUUAUUCUAGCAAACAUACUUGGCGUGAGAAUGUGUGCCUCUUGCCCGGACUGUGGCACGUCUGAGGACAAAGCUUGCAUGGAUCGGUUUGGGUCAUGUGCGACCUACAUGGGCGGGGUGGCUGGACGGUGCGAUGGGUUGUGCGGUGCGGUGGAAUGUCAGAAGUCGACAGGGGCGUUGCACUACCACUUCUGGGCGUACGUGCAGCGUGCGCAUCAGCUCCACACGCUGCAGGAGAUCACGGCGAUGUUGCGGUCUCAGCUGUUGUCGGUGUCCAGCCUGAAGCAUUUUUACGAAACUGUCUGCCAGACGGAAUUCCCGCAGGAGGUGACCGCGUGGCAGCAAGCGAGAGUGGAGGGAGCAUGGCCUGAAUUUCAUGAGUGCCCAGCUGGCGCAGCAGAGCCCGCGCGCUGGGGGCAGACGCGGCCAGGGCGCAUACCGCCAUUUGUGUGGGCGGACGCGGCGGCGCCAAAAGCCGCCGGGCCGAGCCAGGGACACACCGCAACAAAGCAGGAGCUGCUAGCAGAGGCGAAGUCGUACGAAGAAAGCUACCGAGCAGCCCUGCAGGUGCAGUUAGAGUGGUCGCAGCUACAUAUUCAUCGCAUGGACCGAGCAAGCGGGCAGCGCAAAGUGCCGGGCGCGUGCCGCCGGAAUGCGACGGAGACCGCGUGCAAGCACGGCUUUCCGAAGGACGCGUACAUGAACGCCGUGCGGCCCCUCGUAGUAUGCGGCGGGAUCGCUCGCAGGGCACGGCUACCUCGCAGUUGUCGGCGAUCCAUGGUUGGACGCGUGCUGCCGCGCCGCAACUCGCCGUGGUUGAAUGGCACGGCGCCAGGCUUAGCGCUGGGCAUGUCUGGGGCAAACACGGACGUGAAGCUGAACGACCUGAUUCCCGUGCUCGAAGAAACGCACGAAAACGAAAUUUGUGGCCGCGCUUGCGCGGCGAAGGCAGGUCGGCAAGGAAUCAAGAAGCUCGUGCGGCGCUUUGCGCGUGCUCAGAGCGUCACAAACGGGUAUUUUGGCGGGUACAUCAGCAAGCGCCAGAAGCUCGGCAAGCUAGAGCUGCGAAAAUGCGUGCGGAAGUUGUUGCAGUUACAAAGCAAACUGCAGGCACGCACGUCGUCCCAGCAGUUUCGAGCUGUGUCUGGGCGCAUGAUUUCGGACUUGGAAAUCAAUGGGACCGUCCGGGGAGCUGUGGAGUCCAUGCAUUUGUGCAUCAACGCACGGGAUCACGACGCAUUGUCUGCAGAAUGCAUACGUAGCUUCCCUACCAUCUCAGUGCGCAGCCAGGCCUGGUUUGAGCGUUUGCACGCAGAGCUACGUACCUGCAACGUGCAGCGGCUUGAGUGCACGGUGCCGCUGCCGAGUCGCAAGGUGUCAGCGGUGUCUCAAAGGACAAUCCCUUGGGUGGAUGCGUACGGAAUGCGCCCACAAACGCAGGAGUUCGAGCUGCUGUCGCCGUUCGAGUUUUUGCGCUACUGGACAGUGGAAGCCGUCGAAGUGCCAAAGCGAGGCACACGCGCUGCAACCAGCCGGUUGACUGACUUGGGGCGUGAGGUCCUGGCGUCGGCGAGCGGCGCAACCGGGCCCUUGCUGCCUGGAGUGCACUUCCACGUGCGGGAGCCGGGCGAAGGGGACGCAUGGAUCACGUUCCCGGAGUCGAAGUCGGCUUCGACAGAGCGCUUUCGGCAUAUGUGGAUCUUACGUCGUCGCGCAAGGCCACAUGUGCCAGUGCUGGAAGGCUGUCGUCUGCCUUCGUUGUCCAAUAGUGCGGAGUACAACGCCAAGCUUUUCUCUGUUUUCUUUCGGCCGUGGACCUUGCGACCGCCAGGCACAGCGACAGUGCCGCUGCUGCGCAAUCUAGGUCGUGUGGACCCGGUGUCGGAGUUGUUGCGUGACAUGGCGGAGCCAGUGGUGCGGUUUUCCGGCGCGUGGGAGACUUAUCUCCGCGACGGUGUCGCUUCGGAGCAUGGUCUCCGUUUGAUCAAGACCGUGCUGCAAAUGUCGUUGUGCGGUGGUGCGCGGGAGGAAGACGAAGGCCCAGAGCAAGGUGUUCAGAACAAGGCUCCGCAGCAACACCCGCGGCUGGCCGCGGAGGACGUGGCGCGCGCUUUGCGCGGGGCUGAAGCCGAGGCAGGUCUAGGGCAGGUGCGGCAAGGGAGGCACGGUGCUUCGCUGAAGCGAGUCAGCGAUGUGUUCGGUACUGCGCAGCUGCCCGCGCAGUCGGCAGAGCUUGCGGCAGGGAGUGUGGCGGAAGACGCUUGCGUGCGGCACCUACAUGCUCUGAGUCAGCCAUCGGCGCAGGCAGAGCCAGAGAUAGGGCCGUACGCGGAAGAGCGAGCAGCGUGCGCUUUCGCGUACCCGCCCGGAUGUGAGGUGCCGCUGCGGAAGUGGCUGGCGGACAUACAACUGCGGCCUCUGCGGCCGACGCCUAGCAACUUGGCAAAAGCAUAG
Messenger RNA from Effrenium voratum, 6309 nucleotides. Lineage: Eukaryota; Dinophyceae; Suessiales; Symbiodiniaceae. The record is from the annotation of a GenBank genome assembly.